AUGAUUACAUUUAAAGGAUUCUUUUUAAUUUUAUUACUUCCCACUAGAUUAUUAUCAUUUAUAAUUAAAUAUCCUUUUAUUAAAGGUAUACCAGGUAAAUAUCAAAAUAAUUUUUCAAAAUCAUUAUUUAUUAAAUUAUGUCGAUUAAUUCAAUUAUUACCAAUAUCUGAUAAAGGAACAUUAAAUUUUAUUCUGACAAAUUUUUUAUUAAAUAAAAUUAUGAAAUAUUUAUAUCAUACAAGAUAUUUUAUUAAAGAUUUAAAUAAUUUUGGUGAAAAAUUUGAUGAUCAAAGUUAUUGGAUUCAUGAAUCAAUUAAUAGAUGUAAAAAUGAUCCCAUAAUAAUUUAUUUACAUGGAGGUUCUUAUUAUUUUGAUAAUUCAUUAAAUCAAAUGGAAAGUUUAUUAGGAAUUUAUCAAUUAUUAAAAAAUUCAUCAUCACAACUCAAAGAUAAUAAUAAUAAUAAUAAUGAUGAUGAUGAUGAUGUCAAUAAAGAUAAAAUGAAGAGGAAGAAUAAUUUAUCAAUUUUAGUUUUGGAUUAUAAAUUAGCUAGUAAAGGUUAUAAAAUGCCUUAUCAAUUAAAUCAAUUAAUUUCAACUUAUAAAAAUUUAAUUUAUCAAGAAAAUACUAAUAUAAUAUUAAUGGGAGAUUCUGCUGGAGGUAAUUUAGCUAUUACAUUUCUUCAACAUUUACGAAUAACUAAUUGUAAAAAUUUACCUUAUCCUAAAAGUUUAAUAUUAAUUAGUCCUUGGUGUAAAAUUGUUCCUGAAUUAUCUGAUUAUACCAAAGGUCAUUCAAUGUAUGAUAAUAAUAAAUAUGAUAUAAUUGAAUGGAAAGCAGUUAAAGAAUUAAUUCAAGAUACAACUCCAUUAAUGGGUGAUUUAUCACCAGCAAAUUUAACCAUUUCACCAGGAAAUUUACCUUAUAAUCAUCAAGAUUGGGAAUCUAUUGAUACUUUAAAACAAUCAGGGUAUUCAACAUUUGUUAUUAUGGGAGAAUAUGAAACUUUACGUGAUGAUAUAUUAAAUUGGUGUCAAUAUGCAUUAAAUUCAAAUUUAUCUCUGCCAAUUAAACAUACUCAAGGAAUAUUUGAUAAUAAUAUUCAUCAAUUUGUUAGUAACCACAAUAAUAAUAAUAAUAAUAAUAAUAAUAAUAAUAAUAAUAAUAAUAAUAAUAAUAAUAAUAAUACUGAUACUGAUACUGAUACUGAUGGUGCUUAUAUUAAAUGUAUUAUUGAACCUAAUGGGAUUCAUGAUGGUAGUAUGAUAUUUGAAAAUGAUAUAUUAAAAGAAUUUCAAAAAAAUCCAACCAUGAAUUUACAAACUAUUAAUAAAGAAAAAUAUUUUGGGAUUUAUCAAAUUGUUCAAUUUUUAAAUGAAAUUUUAUAA
Molecule: messenger RNA, 1386 nt
Organism: Candida dubliniensis CD36
Lineage: Eukaryota; Fungi; Ascomycota; Pichiomycetes; Serinales; Debaryomycetaceae
Exons: 1
Coding region: 1-1386 (461 amino acids)
Source: RefSeq, a predicted model, not a curated record